AUGGCGACGUCUUCUACCUUGUCAGCCAUCGCACCUACAAAUAUCCCGUCUACGUCUCGUGGGAUCACUAGCGCGUUCCCAAGACCGACGCCGACCUCCCUUCCGCCUUCUCCUCCCAAUCGAUCCAUCUCCCCCUCGCCCUCGCCCCGCAACGGCGGCUACAUGGAGGACCUCAAGGGCCGCGACCAGUCGUGCCCAGUGUCGGGCAUUAUUGACUUCUGCGAGCAAGCGCACCCAGUCCCGGCGGGCGAGAGGGAGUGGUGGGACAUCAACAUGGGUAAGAGCAGCGACCUUGGAGAUUCAAUCGGCGCUGAACGGGAUGCUCCUGCGGGCGGACUUGCACCGGUCGUUCGAUGCCGGCACAUGGGUGCCGAUGAUGAAGGAGGGGGCUGGCUGGUCGUGUACGUGGUGCGGACGGCCGACGUGUCGAAUCAGUUCGCCGCGCUGUGGCACAACGUCGAGAUGCAGAAGCUGGUCGGCGUUGGCCGGCGUUGCCUGUUUGCACGUGUUGCGUGGGCGGUGCUGUCGCUGCACCACGAGUUUCUCUCCAUCCGGCGGCUAGCGAGGGACAACUUGUUGGUGCGGAUGAAGGGCGGCGGGCUGAAGGAGAUGGUGCCCGAGGCGUUCAAGCAGUUUUCGCGCUCGCGGUCGAGGAACCCGAGCCUGACCAAGCGGCCGCGGUUGCAGGCGCUCGAAGAGGAUAACGGCGUUAUCGUCGCUGCGGAGCUGGGUUGGGGUGACGAGGCAGGGAACGACUUGAAGGAGGACAAGGACCAGCAGCUGCCCACUUGA
This is a messenger RNA of Trematosphaeria pertusa, 792 nucleotides long. RefSeq lists its product as uncharacterized. The record is from RefSeq and is a predicted model, not a curated record. The coding region runs from base 1 to 792 and encodes 263 amino acids. Lineage: Eukaryota; Fungi; Ascomycota; Dothideomycetes; Pleosporales; Trematosphaeriaceae. The transcript has 2 exons.